This is a messenger RNA of Alligator mississippiensis (American alligator), 3111 nucleotides long. Its product is annotated as olfactory receptor 11H6. Bases 1783 to 2763 code for a protein of 326 amino acids. Gene Ontology annotation, cellular component: membrane. The transcript has 3 exons. NCBI's taxonomy places the organism in Eukaryota, Metazoa, Chordata, Crocodylia, Alligatoridae. Gene Ontology annotation, biological process: G protein-coupled receptor signaling pathway. Gene Ontology annotation, molecular function: G protein-coupled receptor activity; olfactory receptor activity. The record is from RefSeq and is a predicted model, not a curated record.
CUGCACCCUGCCGGGGAAGGGUGGCCUGGUGGGGCUUCUGGUGGCACGGGAGCCCCCAGGAAAUGCCAGGCCAGUUACCUCCCCAGUAGAAGGUGAGGAAGGGCACCUUAGCCCCAGCCCCCAUCUUUGGGUGGGCUUUGGAAGCAGCUGUGGGAGUAGUGGGGCCAGAUACAGCAAGCAGAGUGCCACCUGAGCCCAGCAGGGAUGUGAGGUCCCAGAGACCCCAGAGGAGGUAACGUAGAGAGCAUAGAGCAUGGCUCUGCACAGAGUAGGGUUGAAUGGACAUAGUCCUGAAGGGCAAUCCCGGGGGCACGUUGAGUAGGGUGAACUGGGAGUAAGCCUGAAGGGCAAUGCAAGCGCCAGCCCCGUGAGUAGUUUCUCAUGAAGAUGACAAGACCCCAGGGUGGGGUGUAGUGCAGAGGCUGUAGAGGGGGUGUGUGGGGAAGAGGCCAAGGCAUGGUCAUGGAUGCCUGAGGCCAUAGUUUGGGCCAGAAGCUGAGUAGAGGGUUCAGCCAGAGAGUUAGGGGUGAGUCCUGACCCCAGUAAGUCCUCUGCCGCAAGAAAGCUGAGAAUAUGCUUGCCCUUAAGAUCUUUCUUUCGUCCCAAUGACCUGCUGCUCCAGAGAGGGAGGGAGAGUCCCUGUGAGACCCUGGAGCACCAGUCCUGGUGUAGGCUAUGGUUACAUCAUGUGGAUCCCCUCUGCGAGGCAUGGGCUGCGGUGUAGGGGAGGUUGGAGCCGCAGAUAGCGCCCCCUGGCAUCAGGGCAAUGAAUGGGCAGUUCACCACCAGUUGAUGGAAACUACAAAGUCGUAGCAGGCAAGACAGGGCAGACUGCCCCAUAGAGACAGGUGGGUGGCUCGGCAUGAGACACGGCCCCGAGCAUGCCUCCGGUCACAGUGCUACUGCUUGUAUCUCACAUUUACCAGCUGGUCUCUAAAAGAUCAGCACAAAUGUAAUGGACAGAGUUCCAGCUCAGCUGCAGAUGGCUUUGGAGUCACACAUAUACAGUGAGUGUCAUUUCCCCCAAUAUGUGCAUACGUCCCCACUGCCCGACAAAACUAACGUUUACAGACCUGACGGGGUGCAUUUUUGAAAAGUGUGUCAACUCCUAUUAUUUUAUCAGCAAACUGCAGUGUUUAAUUUUCUUACAGUCCCAGAUCCUGGAUUCGGAAGCUUUGUUCUGAGCUUCCGCUUUAAUCUGAACCAAAAAAGAGAGAGUUUUCAGGUCUCGUGUUUGAAGCAAUGACAUUGAAAGUAUGAAAAAUCUGUUCUGAGGGACCUGCAGACCAGAUCCUCAAGAGAUGUGCUAGACAGACUUUGGUAAGAGGUUGAGCACUUUCUGUUGAAGCAGACGACACAACAAAGAGGAGAACAAAGACUUCACAGUUCACCCAUUGCACUGUGAGGGAUGAGGUGAUCUCGUAAGGAUGUUGAUUAGAUGGGAAAAAUAACCAGCCUGGAGAGAGUUACCCUACCUCCCUCUGGGGCCCCUAUGCUGAGUGAAAACAAACCCUACAUUUUUCAGACAGCACAGGUUUUGAUUUUUUUGGCAGACAUUGCAUCGUUCAUAGGAAACGACAUUUCACCCAAGUGCUCCUGAGAGGUGACCGAAUGCUGCCUGAACGGAGGCUUAGCAUGGAGACUGCUGGAUAAGAGCGCUGUGCAUUUUUGAGUUGCUUCCUUAAGCCUGCAAAGGCCAGGAAUCGAGAGAGGCAAAUCCAGGAACCUGGACUAACAGAUUUUCCUUCUACAUGUGAGUGAGGGUCUUCUCAUCCAUGAUUGAUGCCAUCCCUGGAUGUGUCUGAACAGCAGAUCCAGGUCUCCACAAUGAAUCCAGACAACGCCACCAAGCCUGUGACUGAGUUCAUCUUGUUGGGUUUCCCUUCCCUGGAGCAGAAGAACCGCAUCCUCCUAUGCAUUCUUCUCUCCUUAGCCUAUACUGUGACGCUGGCAGGCAACUUGUGCAUCGUAUGGGCUGUUGUGCGAGACCCCCGCCUCAACUGCCUGCCCAUGUAUGUCCUGCUGGGGAACUUCUCUUUCCUGGAGACCUGCUAUGUCACCGCCACGGUGCCACGGAUGAUCUCAGACCUGGCAACCCCCCAGGGAGAUGUCAUUUCCUUUCACGGCUGCUUCCUCCAGUUCUACUUCUUCUUCUCCAUGGGGGCUGCUGAGUGCUUCUCCCUUGCAGCCAUGGCUUUAGAUAGGUACCUGGCGAUCUGUCAUCCCCUGCACUACUCCAGCUUUAUGUCCCAGCAGCCCUGCCUUGUUCUGGUGGCCUCUUGCUGGUUCCUGGGCUUCCUGUGGUUCAUAGUCCCCAUUGUCCUCAUCUCCAAAGUCCCUUUUUGUGGCCCCAAUAUUCUGGAUCAUUUCAUGUGUGACCCUGUGCUAUUGUUAGCUACUUUCUGCAUCCCAGCUCCCCGCACUAAACUUUCUUGCUACGUCCUGUGUUGCCUCCUUAUCUUCACCACUUUCCUCUUCAUCCUGACCUCCUAUGUGAUGGUCCUUAGGGAAGUAUUUAGGCUGCCAGAGGGGUCUGGUAGGCGCAAGGCUUUCUCCACCUGCACCUCACACCUGGCCAUAGUGGGUCUCUUCUACACCUCUGUUAUGGCGACCUACAUCAUUCCGUCAGCCCCUGGGAGCAAUGGGAAGGUGGUGACCCUUUUCUAUGUGCUGGUAACUCCACUGCUUAACCCACUGAUCUACAGUUUGAGAAACAGGGAGAUGAAGGAAGCAUUGAGGCGGACACUACUGGGGAAGAGGUAAUGUGUUUCCUCUGGCUCUCAGCUGGAAAGGAGUGGUGCAGAGAAUCAGGCAAGGGACCUUUUCCUGCUAGAGGGCCCCUGUUCCAGUUCUGCCCAAGGGCAGUGGGACUGGCUACAGCAGGGACCUGGUUCUGGGAUCUAGGGCAUUUGAAGUCUAGGACAUGCUAGCUUUGAUCCAACUAACUAAGCAGAGCAUUUGAGCAAUUCUAAAGAGUCACUGUAUAAAACUAGAGCAAAAAUAUUGUGUGUGCAUGUGUGUGUAUGUCCUUUGGGGGAUCUGCUCUGAAUGGCUCCCUACAGAGACAAUCCUCUGAGCCCUGUGGACCUUGCAUUUCUCCAGUUUAAGACC